Messenger RNA from Humulus lupulus (European hop), 1972 nucleotides. RefSeq names its product beta-amylase 3, chloroplastic-like. NCBI's taxonomy places the organism in Eukaryota, Viridiplantae, Streptophyta, Magnoliopsida, Rosales, Cannabaceae. The transcript has 4 exons. Gene Ontology annotation, molecular function: beta-amylase activity. The record is from RefSeq and is a predicted model, not a curated record. Gene Ontology annotation, biological process: polysaccharide catabolic process. Bases 44 to 1687 code for a protein of 547 amino acids.
UCCCACUUCUCUUUUCUUCUCUCCAAACUUGAAAAAAAAAAGUAUGGCUUUAACACUACGUUCAUCAACUUCUUUUCUUAAUCUUAAGGAGACCAUAGGCUUGAGAACACCGGAAGAGUUGUUUUCAGGCUCGGUUUGCUUUGCUCAAAUCAAGCCGAUGUGUCGUGUUAGAGCAAAGAAUUCAAUCCAAGCGGCUCAUCAAAUCUCUCAUGAAACUGUCUUCACAAGUGAGAAAAGAGUAGAGAAGCUCCAUGCAUUUUCUGCUCCUCAUGCUACCCAAAACGACACAAGAGUGCCUGUUUUUGUUAUGCUUCCAUUGGAUACAGUGGGUCAUGGUGGGCACAUGAACAAGGCAAGAGCCAUGAAUGCUAGUCUCAAGGCCAUGAAGAGUGCAGGAGUUGAAGGAAUCAUGGUUGAUGCUUGGUGGGGCUUGGUGGAGAAAGAUGGACCUCUUCAGUACAACUGGGAAGGCUAUGCUGAGAUUGUUCAGAUGGCUCAAAAGCAUGGCUUGAAGCUUCAAGUUGUUAUGUCGUUCCAUCAGUGCGGAGGAAAUGUUGGAGACUCAUGCAGUAUUCCUCUACCUCCAUGGGUGCUUGAAGAGAUCAGCAAGAACCCGGAUAUUGUUUACACAGACAGGUCAGGAAGGAGAAACCCAGAGUACAUAUCCUUAGGCUGUGAUGCAAUGCCUAUUCUCAGAGGAAGAACCCCAAUCCAGGUCUACUCAGAUUUCAUGAGGAGUUUCCGUGACAGAUUCAGUGAUUAUUUGGGCGAAGUUAUUGUGGAAGUUCAAGUAGGAAUGGGUCCUUGUGGGGAGCUCAGAUAUCCAUCUUAUCCAGAAAGCAAUGGUACUUGGAGGUUUCCUGGAAUAGGAGAAUUCCAAUGCUAUGACAAGUAUAUGAGAGCUUCCUUGCAAGCAUCAGCAUCGGCUAUUGGGAAGAUGGACUGGGGAAAAAGUGGACCACAUGAUUCUGCCAAGUACAGCCAGUUCCCUGAAGAAUCUGAGUUUUUCAGGAGAGAUGGAACUUGGAACACCGGUUACGGCCAGUUCUUUCUUGAAUGGUACUCCAAAAAACUGUUGGUUCAUGGUGAUGAUAUCCUGGCCGCCGCGCAAGGAGUAUUCCGAGGAACUGGAGCAAAACUAUCUGGGAAAAUAGCAGGGAUCCACUGGCAUUACAAUACAAGAUCUCACGCAGCUGAAUUGACUGCAGGAUACUACAACACCAGACAUCAGGAUGGUUACCUUCCAAUAGCACAGAUGUUUGGUAGACACGAUGCUGUGUUUAACUUCACCUGCAUGGAAAUGAAAGAUGGAGAACAACCUGGACAUGCAAAUUGCUCACCAGAAGGCUUAGUACGACAAGUAAAAAGGGCUACUAAAUUAGCAAGAGUUGAACUUGCAGGUGAGAAUGCAUUGGAAAGGUAUGAUCCCAGUGCAUUUGGACAAGUUGUGGACACAAGCAGGUCAGAUUCAGGUAAUGCCUUAUGCGCAUUUACAUAUCUUAGAAUGAACAAGAGAUUAUUUGAACCAGAGAACUGGAGGAACUUGGUGAACUUUGUAAGGAACAUGUCUGAAGGUGGUCGGAACAAAAGAAUUUGUGAGGAGUUUGACUUUACUGGAAGUGAGCUUUAUGUCGGGUAUGUCAAAGCCAACAGUGUCAACAAAGCAAAAGAGGCUGCUCUUGUGUAGAUUAUGUACAUGUGUUGGCUCAUAUUCAUGUAUAAUAGAGUGCAUCGGUUAGUGUAUUAUAUAUAAUAGAGAAGCAAAAAGCAUGAGGUACAGGGCAGAAAUAGUUGGGUAUGAGAUACAGAGCAGAAAUUCGAAAUUGUAUCUACAUUUAUUUUUACAAUAAUGGACAGCUUGUGUUCAUUCGAAAUUUCAAACCAGUAGCUCAGGAAAUUUCUUGGGAUUCCUAGAAGCAAUGCUGUUGUAAUAAAUAACAUUUUAUCUUGUCAAUAUAUAUUUAUUUUUUCA